CUCUUAGGAUGAAAGUACAAGGAUGUAUAGAAAAGUGAUUGAUUUCAGAGGUACACCAAAUGAAUUGGGUGCUCGUGUUCUUGACCGUUAUAAAAUUUCCAAGAUACGAGCUGAAAAGUUGUCAACCUUGCACCAGAUAUAUUCUGAAAAUAAAUCAACGAGUGAUGCUUCUAAUACAUCUGGCUUGAAACACAUAAAAGAGCUUUUACUAGGAAAACGGACAAAUCAUGCUUUCCGCAUGGUUGUCAUUGGGGAUUCCCAUAUUAAAGUGGAUGAAAUUGGUGUGCCAGUUCAUAUCGCAGGGAACCUGUUGGUACAGGACCAUUUAAAUGUGUGGAAUUGGGAUAGACUAGAACCCUGCUGCGAUUUCAUGCUUUAUCAGAAGGGUGAAAUUUCUGUUCUUAGAAAGGGUAAGAAAAUUUGUAUUAGGUCUAAGUACUCACUGGAGGGAGGAGAUAUUAUAUACAGGCCUCUCAUUGAUGGAGAUAUUUUGUUGAUUAAUAGGCCUCCUUCUAUUCACCAGCAUUCCCUUAUUGCUUUAUAUGUCAAAAUUCUUCCAACAAAAUUUGUCCUCUCUGUCAAUCCUAUUAUUUGUUCUCCACUUCGAGGAGACUUUGAUGGAGAUUGUCUUCAUGGUUAUGUUCCUCAAUCAGUAGAUUCUAGAAUAGAGUUGAAUGAACUUGUUGGUCUUGAUAAACAACUGAUCAAUGGACAGAGUGGUCAAAACCUCUUGUCCCUUAGUCAUGAUAGUCUAACUGCAGCACAUUUAAUCCUGGAGGAUGGGGUUUUUCUGAAUAAGUUUGAAAUGCAACAGCUGCAAAUGUAUUGUCAUCGUCAGUUGCAAUUGCCAGCUAUUAUGAAAUCAGCUUCGUUAGAGACUUCUUUGUGGACAGGAAAACAAUUAUUUAGCUUGCUUUUACCUUCAGAAUUUGAGUUUGUUUUUCCAUCUAACAACGUCCACAUCAGUAAAGGAGAGCUUAUAACAUCUCCUCGCGGGUCUUCAUGGCUACGUGACAGCAAAGGCAACCUGUUCGCCUGUCUUCUCAGACAUCACCGCUAUGAAACUCUUGACUUCCUGUUUGCCGCACAGGAAGUUCUUUGUGAGUGGUUGUCAAAGAGGGGAUUGAGUGUUUCGUUGUUAGACCUUUGCCUUUCUUCUGAUCCAUACUCUCAGAAGAAUCUUAUUGACGAAGUCGUGUGUGGUUUGCAAGAAGCAGAGAGGUUAUCAAAUAUAAGGUUACUUAUGGUGAGUUAUAACCAAGAUUUCCUUGUUGAAAGCUCUGAAGAGAAUGAAAAUGCAGUGAAUUUUGGAAAGAAAUACUUGUCUAUUGCACAGCAGAAGUCAUUGAAGUGGAGUGAUUUGGUAUUAGAAUCAUCAAGGUUUAGAAAAUUAGUUUUAGAGCUGCUUGUUUGUAAAAAUUGUGAAGGUGCUGCAUUCAAUCCUCAUGAAUAUUGCGUAUCAAAUUUAUCUUUUGACGUCUUUGAGAUACUAUGUACAGCCGAACAUAGGGAUGGCAAUGGGCCACGAAUGAGACGGGUUGGUCAUUCUCACCCCAUCCUAUUGGAUUUGCAUGCAGACUUGGACGUUAAAUGUACUGCAGUGCUGGUAACCUGGCUUUGA
Molecule: messenger RNA, 1621 nt
Organism: Olea europaea var. sylvestris
Lineage: Eukaryota; Viridiplantae; Streptophyta; Magnoliopsida; Lamiales; Oleaceae
Product: DNA-directed RNA polymerase IV subunit 1-like
Exons: 5
Coding region: 23-1621 (532 amino acids)
Biological process (GO): DNA-templated transcription
Cellular component (GO): RNA polymerase II, core complex
Molecular function (GO): DNA binding
Source: RefSeq, a predicted model, not a curated record